Heterostelium album PN500 is the source of this 954-nucleotide messenger RNA. RefSeq names its product protein disulfide isomerase family protein. Lineage: Eukaryota; Evosea; Eumycetozoa; Acytosteliales; Acytosteliaceae. Gene Ontology annotation, molecular function: protein disulfide isomerase activity. The record is from RefSeq and is a predicted model, not a curated record. Gene Ontology annotation, biological process: protein folding. The coding region runs from base 1 to 954 and encodes 317 amino acids. The transcript has 5 exons. Gene Ontology annotation, cellular component: endoplasmic reticulum.
AUGAGUCAACCAAAAAAAGAUGUAUCAGCUUUGGUAUUAGUUAGUUUCGUACACUCAGAAGGAACAUCGGAUGUCAUCACUAUAACAGCCUCUAAUGUUCAAUUACUAAAAGAUAACAACUACUUGGUAGAGUUCUUUACUCCAUGGUGUGGAUUCUGUAAGAAGUUGGCACCAAUCUAUGAGGAAUUGGCUACCAAAGUAAAAGGUAAACAUAAUAUUGCCAAAGUAGAUUGUACUACAGACCAAGAUAUCUGUCAACAAUUCCAAGUUGCAGGUUAUCCAACUAUCAAAUAUGUAUCACAAGGUCAAGUAUAUGAAUAUCAAGGAGCAAGAGAGGUUGAAGAUUUCGAAAAGUUCUUGGAUGGAGGAUAUCAAUCGGCAAAGAAAACACCAUUCCCAGGUGGAAAGACAGGUGAUUCAUCUGUUUUAGAGUUGGACUCUGUCAACUUUGCUGAGGUCAACAACGGACAAAAGUGGUUCAUCGUCUUCUACGCUCCAUGGUGUGGAUUCUGUAAGAAGUACAUGCCAGGUUUCGAAAAGGUCUCUUCACAAUUCGCCGGAAACGUCAGAUUUGGAAAGAUCAAUUGUGAUGAACACAAGAGUAUCUGUGAACUCUACAACAUUCCAGGUUAUCCAACUUUCAAAUAUUUCGAAUCAGAUGGAUAUCGUGAUUUCGCAGUUGAACCAUCGGAGAAUAACAUUGUACAGUAUCUUCAAUCAGGAUAUAGCCAACAACAACUCAAGUCAAGACCAUGGCACCCAAUCUUUAGAAUGGUUCAUGCCGCUAUCCUCGAGUUUGUCUACUUGUUCCUUGGUGUCGCCUUCCUUUUGGGUCUAGCAUUGGGUUACGCAUUCUUUGCACCAUCUGCAAUAUUCCCACCCACCGCUGACUCUGCACAACAAGUAAAUAGCUACGCUCAACCACACCCAACCAAAGCUGAAAAAGCCGACUAA